This is a messenger RNA of Staurois parvus, 288 nucleotides long. NCBI's taxonomy places the organism in Eukaryota, Metazoa, Chordata, Amphibia, Anura, Ranidae. The record is from the annotation of a GenBank genome assembly.
AUGUCAGUACCAAAAGCGGUAACCCCGAGCUACACUCGGGCUUACCAUGCGGCGCUGCAUAGGGAGUCCCUGCAGAGCUUACCUUGUCCUUCGCUCCGCGAUGUGUCCUCUGCAGUGUCCCUGGCCAUCUCCUCCGGCACAUGCCGGCAUCUGGCUUCUGUGUUCCGGUCCCUGGGAUGUACGGGCGCUGCCGGCGGUGGGAAAUUUGAAAAACUGUCAUUUUUUUUCAAAACAAGUUUUACAUAUGCUUUGUCCUGUGCCCUGCCUGCAUUUUGUCUGUUCUUUCUG